UGUGUGGUGUUUAAAUCGAGUAAUGUACACACACACACUGUCUGAAACCGCUUGUAAGUACCUCGAUCAAGUGUAAUUCAGCAAGUCUGAUUUGGACCAGGGACUUUAAACUGCAAGGGGACAGCCCUAACCACUACACUACCUGCUGGAACAUACGGAAUGUAGUACAGUGUGUGGUUAAAUAAAGUGGUCCAUCUCGUUUUCCGCGCAGCGCCGUUCCAUUACUUUAAUUAAUUACUCUAAUUACUCCUGACUCUCCUGAUCUCUCCUGAUGUGACAUCUGUCAGGAGGAGGGAGACGAACUAUUGGGAAGACACUUAUUGUUCAUCAUCAAGGCAAAGCCUUCGCCUCCCCCCUUUUUUUACCCGUGUACACGAUAACGUAACUCGGCUCGGUUUAUAAAAGUUCAAACUUCAUCUGAGUGUUCGCAAGCUUCAGCGUUAGAUAAGGUCACGAGCCCGAGGCACAAAGCACUGGCUCGGACACGUUUAUCAGCUGAUACAGGAUCUGAUACCAGUGGGUGCACAGCGCCGAAAGUAAGCGCACAUUUCAGCGCGUCGCGACCUUUUCCGCAAAGUGUCAUCCGAAACCACCCACCGAGAAGAGAACGGCGCCUGUUGUGUUUUUGGUUUGGAGGAGCCCUCAGCUAGUCAGUUUAGGAAAGAACGACGUCACAUUUUUUUCUUCCGCAGCCUUUCCACUCAGGCUUGUAGCGGAGCAGCCGUCUUACUAAUUGAAUUACUGAAUCGUGAAAUUUCACACGAAAUGCGAACACCGUGACACAUUCGCAGCGCGCAGUCACUUUGGUGUGUAACCCUAAGGUCGGGUGACGUGAGAGAUCAGCCACGAGCGCGUGGGACAAGCGCGAGCACGCCACUCUCGUGCGAGCUGAGCGGAGAGGGGCAGCGCGUGAGAGCCGGCGAGCGACUGUUGUUGCUUCCAGCGCGAGGCGAGGAGCCGGUCGACUUUUUCAGUGAAGCGAAUUUUCCUUCUACCUGAGAGCACAAGUAAGUGAUGCUGAACUUCAAGAGAUCUGCCUGGAAUUGAAAAGGGAAACACACAUCACACAAAGCAUGGUGGAUGCGAGCACAACCUGCAGGAUGAACCCGAUGGCAACUUUGGGCAUGGACCGGAGCAACAUGAUGAGGGAGAGCCUGCAUGUUCAUGGCGGUAUUGUGUACCCUGGACUCAAAACCCAAGAGGCUUCAGCCAUGCCCUUAGGCUAUGUUCCUGACCUGCACUACAAGCAUGACGUCUCACUUGAGAACAGAAAGGCCACUAAUGGCUACAUUGGGCUCUACAAGAGCCCUCCUCCAGGUCUUCAAAAGCCUCUUAUGGUGCCAGGAGGGGAUAGCUUGGGCCUUGACAUUCGUGUAGGGCCAGCUGAAAAACAGACAGACUUAGGUCUAAAUGGUGGGAGCAGUUACCUGCGUCUACCCUGGAUGAGCCCUUACCCAGAUACAGGAAUGUAUUCUUUUUUGGAUUCGUCAAAGUAUGCUGCCCUUAACAUGUACAAGGCCUCCUUCAUGUCUCAACCAUCUCCCUACCUUCCCCAACAUUUGGCCUAUCAGUCUCUGUGUGCUGGAGCUGGGGCCAGUGCUGCAAGUGCUGAUCGCUUGUUCUACAUGCCCCCAUACCCUCCAGCUCCUUUAUCCUCUCCACUGGCACCUCCUAUGCGGAUCCCAGCAGCAACCGUUGCAACAACUCCACUUUCUCCACUGGUGCACUGUCAAGACAAAAGUAUGCAGAGCAUUGGACCCAGGGUUCACCAUGAGCCAUCUUCUUUUGGACAGCAGCUACACCAGCAGCAGCCUCCUCCACAUCACCAUUCGCAUGACGACAGAUUGCAUAGUAGUAAGUCCAGUCGUAUUUCCUCUAGCAAAGGAUCUGGUAGUAGCAGCAGUGCUUGCAGCAGUAGUACCAUUAGUAGCAGUUGUAGCAGCCUCUCAGUGGAUUCCACUGCAACUCUCCUGAUGCAGUCUUCUCGCACAGCUUCUCGGCAGACCCAACCCCUUGUCCCUCCUCCUCCACCUCUACUUAUUGAAAAUUCUUUGGACUUCCAGAAGCCACUGCCUCGAGGCACUUCCUCCUCAUCAUCAUCCUCAACAGCCGUGUCUCACCCUUUCUAUAUGAGCAGUCUAGCCUUAGAGCAUUCUUCUCCCGCUCGGGGUUCUAGUCAUAAGUCCAAAUCGAAGGAUGGAAACACAGAUCACCACAGAGGUAGUGGAGGUGAAAGAAAGUCAAGCAAAACGCCUCCAAAAACAACAUCUGAAAAAUGCAUUCAGCAAGUUCCAACUAAAGAUCCUGCAGAUAAGCCUUUGGACUUGUCUUCUAAAAUGGAUUUUGGAACACCACCUAAUGGAUUUAACCAUAGACUAGAGGCCCUCGUUAAACUAGGUCAUUCUCCAACAACUCGCUAUGGACUGCACCCCAGUCAAGAGCUGAAGGAAGCAGUCUCACCUCCAUCUUCUGCAGUCAGUACUUCCUCCAAACCCCCUGAAAGACCUGAAAUAAUCAGCAACUUACGUUCUACUUGGGUGGUACCUAGUCAUGGCUCUGCUUCAGUCCUUAAUGUGGACUCUGGCCAGAAUAAAGGCCCUUCUGUAAUUAAAAAUAAAAGCUUGGAACAGGUGAUACCUCAGCAGCGUAGUUCCUCCUGUCCUAGGAUUGGAGAGUCUAACAGCAGCCCUCCUACUAAUCCCACUGCCACUGUAGUGACUUCCAUUGGUCGCCCAGCUUCUGCUUCUCCUUCUCCCACCGUAAACGGUGAAUGUCCAAAGUCGAGUCCUAACCUUACUGAAAAAUCUCCAAUGGCUGGCUAUGUAAGCAGUCAGCCUGCAACAGGGAAGUCAGUGAAAGCCCCUAAAAGAUCAGAAUCCCAAGAAGUAACUUAUAAACCACAACAGCCCCUCCUGGAGAAUGGUCAAACUUCAAGCCACUUGUACUUGUCCCAGAAUGAGACUUUUAUGGCUCCAAGCUUACCGUAUGGAAACCGAUACUUACCAUAUCCCGGUCCUGAUAGUAUGCCCCUUCAUCACUUACCGUUGCCAGGAAAAGUCCCGGUUUACCCUCAUCCUGUUUUGUUAAAUAGUAGUAGCCUCUAUCCUGCACGCUUAACCCCAAAGCACAACCUCCCAUAUGGAAUGGCUUCCAGUCAUGGGGAAUUCUUAACCUAUCACAAUUCACAGGAAAUGGUGCACCCUUUGAUGUCUCCCCACAUAACUCUCGAUACCAAAUCCAGUGAACGGUUAGAAAGAAGGCCCAAGUCCCAGGACAAGCACAGGCACAAUGAAGACACUGCAUACAUGACUUGCCACACUACAGAGGGUUUUGAUACAACUCGUAGGCCUGAGAAAGAAUCUGAAAACUUUGCAUGCCAAACUUCUAAGCUGCAGACCAAGCCUCAGGCAACAGUGAAAGAGAAGAUAGUUUGCGUUGACUUGAUUCAGAAUAACACAAAUGGAGGAGGCUCUGAGAGACACAGUGACUUUCUUGCCAAUAAAGGAGAUCCCACCAGGCCUGCAAGCAGUAGAAAUAGUGACAGUAGUGACAGAAAAGAGCAACAGUUCCUGUCUAACCAGGCUUCCUCACAGAGCCUAGCUGAGCCAGACAAACGGGCAGAGAUCAGUGGCAAACUUAAGCUACAGGGGCAGGGCUGCCUGCCACUUUCUGUCUGCCAAGAUCAUGCUUCUCCUGUGAGCAGCCAUGGUGUGGAAAGUCCUGCUGAGAAAAGCCCUCUCCUGGACCUGCCUGAGCACCAGACUCUGCGGUGUGCCAGGACAUCUGGUGACAGGACCUCAGAGGAGAGUCGUAAAUCUGAGAGACAAGGCACCGAGUUGUGCAAUGAGCUGAAUAAACAUGGUCCAGAAGAAACAGAGUCCCAUGAAGAUGAUGAUGAUAGCCAUAGCUCCUCCAAGACCAGGAGGUCUAGCUUGGCCAAAAGAAUUGCCAAUUCUUCUGGUUAUGUGGGAGAUCGUUUCAAGUGCAUCACAACCGAGCUGUAUGCAGAUUCCAGUAAACUCAGCCGGGAGCAGCGUGCUCUACAGAAAAAGAAGUGUCCCACUCUGAUGCAAACACUUGGCACGUGUACCUUCCAUGAGCCACAGAUGGAAGGCUUAUCACAAGAGGACACUAAUAUAAAGCAAUCUGCUGCUUACUGGGAGCGUGCAAUGCUGCGCUUCUCUGAGCUGGAACUGAAAGAGAAGGAGGGAGGUGCCGCGGCAAGCCGUGAGUUGGCUGGAGGCCAGCACAGCCAGGCGGUCUGGGAAGGCAGCCAGCGGAGCACCCGGCCAGAGGGCACAGCCCUGUCCAACGACCCUGGGAAGGAGGGUUUGAGACCUGUGAGUGAGAACAACAAGGUACCUGUUGUGCAGAGAUGUGUCACACAGAAUCAAAGUCAGCCCCUCCGGGAGAGGGAGCAGGGGUGGGCCAACAGAGAGGCGAGGGUCAGAGAGAGGACGAGGGAGGGGGGAGCUGUGGCCUCUGAGGAGCCGGCUGGCCGGCCCCUGACAGCAGAAGAGAAACCCCUGGAGAAUGUGAGCCUCGGCACCAUGCCCGGCAGGAAGCGCCCCCACCAAAGAGAGCAGGCCCAGGCCUACCAAGGAGAAGAGGAGGAGGAGGGAGCUGUCCUCAGAGAGAAGAGAUCCAAGCAAGUCACGGCACUGCAGACCACUCCACUCACCCCAGUGCAUGUGGACCGGGUGGGCUCAUCAUGCCCAGACACUGGUGUCAAGAGGGUAUCUUUGCAGUCCCACAAGAAGUUGUCAGACAAGCGGCAGAGGCUGAAGCUGGAGCAGCAGAGGGCCGGUGGAUGGUGGCCUCCUUCGACGGACAGGGAAGGGGACAAGGGCAUGGACGCAGAGCCAGCACCAAGACUACGCAGACAAGGGGACUCGGACAAGCCUAAGGGAAAGCGUCAGUGCAAGACCAAGCACAUGAGCCUGAGGGAGCGCAGGAGGGCCUUGCAGACAGAAGAGGACUGCCAGGACACAGAUCCUAGCCUAGAACAUAAGGUUACUCUGAAGCGAUCUUCACGGAAGAGGUCAGAAUCGCUAUCGGAUAUCAGCGACUGUUCUCCUGUCAAGGCCCGCCCUCAAUCUCCCUUCGCCAUCGAUACUGAGAGCCCCUUUUCACAGCCCCCCUCCCAGCCUUCCCCGCAAACUAUUGGGAACCCCCCGGUGGAAACCCCUGCCAGCCGGCCCAUGCCACCUGAGGCUCGGAGGCUCAUCGUAAACAAAAAUGCCGGCGAGACGUUACUGCAGAGGGCAGCCCGUCUGGGCUACGAGGAAGUGGUGCUUUACUGCCUGGAGAAUAAGGUGUGUGACAUAAAUCAUCGUGACAAUGCUGGCUACUGCGCCUUGCACGAAGCCUGUGCCCGUGGCUGGCUGUCCAUUGUGCAGCAUCUCGUGGAGCACGGUGCUGACAUCAACUGCAGUGCCCAAGAUGGAACAAGGCCUAUCCAUGACGCUGUAGAGAACGACCACUUGGACGUUGUCCGUCUGCUGCUGUCUUACGGGGCAGACCCCACACUGGCCACCUAUUCAGGCCGUGGCCUCCUCAAAAUGACCCACAGUGACGUAAUGGAAUGCUUCCUGUUAGAUUACUUUGCUGACCUGCAGGGCCGUGACGAUGAUGACCCUAGGUUGUACUGGGAACUGUACGGGAGCUCAGUUUGCGAGCCUCCGGAGGACUUGGCAGCCUUCGACGUCCUGGCCAACCCACCCGGCCCAGGCAAUGACGACGAGCAGCAGCAGAGGGAGGUGUUUGAGUUUGAAUUCUCAGAUCGCCCGCUGCUGCCGUGCUACAACAUCCAGGUGUCCCUCUCCCAGGGGCCCCGCAACUGGCUGCUGCUGUCAGACGUGUUAAAGAGGUUGAAGAUGUCAGCACAGGACUUCCGCACAAACUUUGCACACAUCGAAGUGGUUUCCAUCCCUGAGGCUGAGUUUUACAAGCAAGCCUCCCUCAGUCAGCUCUUCUCCUGCCCUGAGGAACUCGAAGGCUUCUUGCCUGAUAGCAAGGAGCCACUGGACCUGGUGGAGAUCAACAGGGAGCUAGUGGCCCUCCUAGGAUCAUCCUUGGAGUGCCUUGAUGACCGAUGGGACCCUGUUUCCUUGACAAGAUCAUGACCUGGACAUGGCCCUGGUCACUUUGUGUACAUUGUGUAGAUACCAGAGAACACAGUGGACUGGACAACACAGUCAUCUGGCUGACUGUCCAAACAGCAAAGGAGAUUUGUCUAGUUCCGUUCAAAGAGUUAAAUUAACUACUACCUUAUUUUUAUAAAUAUAAAUGUACAAAUAUAUAUUUCUUUUCGAUCUUUUAUUUUAUAUAUGCAGCUUGUUUUUCCUCUGUGGAAAAAUGUUUACCUUUAGCUCAUUUUAAAACUCAGAAAUCAGAGCUGAUGGAGCGGAAAGAGAGGCUCACUGUGAGAUCAAAUGCUCAUGAGACUGCAGAAGAGAAGAAGCUUUUAUAUAUAUUUUAUUCUAAUUUACGCAGUGCAUUAUUGACUUGCCUGCCUUGGUCAGGUGAAUAAAUAUUGUUUGCAAACUAAAGUUAUUUUUGAAUAUUUCUUGGAACGAGUUGACGUUCAUAGAAAGACGACGCCCAGUCGGGGUGUUGUUCCUCAGAGUUCGGUGUUCAGGAACAGUUUUGUACUUGUGUUUAAACUUGUCUUCAUUCCUUUUGUCCCUUAUUUAAGAUGAGAAUUUAAAAUACUUUCUUGUGUUUUUUUGUAAAAUAUUAAAGAACUUUUAAGAUACUAAAAUAAGCUGUUUUUCAUGAAACAUGCUUUAACUUGUAAAUAAUAGGGUGGUAACUACCGUAAAUGUUUCUGACUGGUGUGUUUAUCGUUUUUGGAGAUGUGUUUAAACUUUGUAAUUAAAAAAAAAUCCCCGUUUGUAUUUAUAUUUUACAAAAAAGUUCCUCUAAAUGGCAAUAAAAUCCUAAGUUUCCAGUG
Scleropages formosus (Asian bonytongue) is the source of this 6955-nucleotide messenger RNA. RefSeq names its product BCL-6 corepressor-like. The record is from RefSeq and is a predicted model, not a curated record. Gene Ontology annotation, molecular function: transcription corepressor activity; protein binding. Gene Ontology annotation, biological process: negative regulation of transcription by RNA polymerase II. Bases 1074 to 6125 code for a protein of 1683 amino acids. Gene Ontology annotation, cellular component: nucleus. The transcript has 14 exons. Lineage: Eukaryota; Metazoa; Chordata; Actinopteri; Osteoglossiformes; Osteoglossidae.